This is a messenger RNA of Penicillium egyptiacum, 1187 nucleotides long. The record is from the annotation of a GenBank genome assembly. NCBI's taxonomy places the organism in Eukaryota, Fungi, Ascomycota, Eurotiomycetes, Eurotiales, Aspergillaceae.
GUCAACUUUGCAGCAUACCAUGUUGCAUUCAAUUCGCCCUGAUGUCUGCUGGGCAAACCCCUGCGAUCUUGUCUUGGGCCGAAGAAGUUGCGAGGAGCGUGCCCAAAACCCCGCCUGAUACCGAUCAGUUCGAAGAGCUGCUGGGCGACCAUCCAGCUCCAGCAUCUCAUUACAACCGAAAAAGGUCGGCGUCCGAAGCCGAGAAUCCGAUGUCGCAAUCAGACCCUUCCAAGAGACCCUACCGAACUGCUUCUGAAACAGCAUCCACAGUUUCCGUCCGUCUACCCGACGACAUUAUCUCUUUGGCCCCAUCAAGUUCGGCACUUAGUCGGGGUGCUGAACAAUCACGUUCACCGAGUCCAACACGUGUGAAGGCUGAACUAGCUGCCGCCACCCCCCGGGUGGUCUAUAUACAUGAAUCUGCCGACCCGCAAAGCCUCGCUGCGAGUCAGCUACUGGCAACUCUAACACACGAUUCUGAGUUCGGCGAGAAUGAAGACGUUGCUCGGAAGAUCUCAAAUGCUUCGUGCCAAUGUGCGACUGAACUGCGCAGUGAAGGUUCUUGGGUGCAUAAGGUAGCACUACCACUAUUAGAGGGCGCUAUUGCAGAACUACCGUUAGAAUGUUGGAGCGUCCAAACUGAGUCCGUUGAUCCCCAGUACCAGCCUCGGUAUACAGUCCGCGAUACAUAUAACCGCAAAAUUGACUUGGUUGUCGGUCUUCCCGUGAACGCCUGGGAAGUUGAAUACGAAAAGGCCGGACUCCAUACCCCGGGGAAAUAUUUCAAUCAUAUGACCCAUCCCCACACUGGGAAACGUGUUCUCGGCCCUGGCGUUGAAAUUCAAGCUGCGGAUGGGAAUUUGAUAGAAGCGCAAGUCCAAAUUGGGGUAUGGAUGACAGGACUUCUGAUGUGGGCUUUCGCACAGCGUAAGGGUCUGAAAGACCUGCCUCCACUUGUCGGUUGCACUGCUGUUGGUGAGGACUGGAAAUUCUACAUUGCAAUCGGAGUCGAAGGGCCUGGUAUCUUGAAAGAAGUACGCAUCUGGGGUCCUUUGUCUGACCUAGAUGGCCGUACCACAAGUUUGAAACAUACGAAGUCUCUUUUGAAAACUCUUCGAGGAGUCAUGGAGUACACAAUCGGGCAGUACAAGGAUUGGAUUUUCCAAGCAAUUACUUCCGAAGUUUGA